AUGAAGUCCUCUAUUGUAACACCUAGCACCAAUGAUACAGGUAUAAAAAAAUUACCGUUUAAACAAGGAUUAAUUAUUGGUACUAUUACUGUUACAGUUAUCAGUCUACUCGUUGCUAUAUUAGUAAUUGUAAAACGAGAUCAAUCCAUCCCUACUGCUGCAGCAACAACAACAGCAACAACAACAGCAACAACAACAGCAACAACAAAUGUUAGUAAAUCGACAACAGCAACUGUGAUGGUAGUGACAAGUACAACAACAAUAUCUACCAGUACCACUGGAACAGCACAAACCACUACUAUAACUGUGGCUACCAUCAGCGGUACACCAAUCACAACAACAACUACAUUUAUAACUACAGCUACUGCUGCAACAAGUCAAACGACCAGCAGCAUCCUCACAACAACCACAUCUACAGGAAUAAGUAUUUGUUACACUCGUUCAUGGAAUACAACAGGAACAACUGUAGCCGGUUUAACACUCGGCCCCAGUGGUGGUUGUGCAUUAUUAAAUCAAUUAUAUAACCCAUUUUAUUUAGUUAUUGAUAGUUCAUUUAAUAUUUAUAUUAGUGAUCGUAUAAAUCAUAGAAUCGUUAAAUGGCAACAAAAUGCAACAACGGGACAACUGUUUGCUGGUGACGGUACAGCGGGUAAUUUAUCAAGUCAAUUUAAUCGACCAGCUGGCUUAUAUCUUGACCAAAUCAAUCAAAUUUUAUAUGUGGCUGAUUCAGCUAAUCGUCGUAUACAAAAAUUUUCAUUAAAUUCAGCAAUGAUCCCAUUGAAUGAUACAACAGUCAUUGGUAAUACAAGUCAGUUAACACGUCUAAUAGCUGUGUAUUUCGAUACAGUCAAUCAAUAUUUAUAUAUCUUAGAUGUAUGGACGAGUAGUGUAUUGUUAUUUACAGCAAAUUUAACUCAAGGUAUUGUUGUUGCUGGAGGAAAUGGAAAUGGCUCUUUAUUGACACAAUUUAAUAACCCAGUUAGUUUAUUUAUUGAUCAAAAUUCAUCAACAAUCUAUGUUAGUGAUGCAUCUAAUUAUCGUGUUACUAAAUGGCUGAAGAAUGCAACAAUGGGUGUACUAGUCGCCGGUGCUUAUGGCCAAGGUGUAAAUGCCAGUCAACUUUAUUAUCCAUCAGGUAUUACUGUUGACAAAAAUGGUACGAUCUAUACAGCUGAUUUUGUUAAUUGUCGUAUACAAGAAUGGUCAACAAAUGUCACACAAGGAAGGACUAUUGCUGAUAGUUCAAAUGGUACCAUUGGUUAUGCAUCAAAUUUACUCGAUAGACCUUAUAAUUUGAGAUUUGAUUUAAAUAUGAAGCUCUACGUUGUUGAUAGUCUGAAUAAUCGAAUACAAAAGUAUAAUGUUAUUAAUAAUUCAUGUUAG
Molecule: messenger RNA, 1383 nt
Organism: Didymodactylos carnosus
Lineage: Eukaryota; Metazoa; Rotifera; Eurotatoria; Philodinida; Philodinidae
Source: the annotation of a GenBank genome assembly